Molecule: messenger RNA, 759 nt
Organism: Botrytis byssoidea
Lineage: Eukaryota; Fungi; Ascomycota; Leotiomycetes; Helotiales; Sclerotiniaceae
Exons: 2
Coding region: 1-759 (252 amino acids)
Source: RefSeq, a predicted model, not a curated record
AUGGGGAGCUUGAGCGACGUAGAGGCAGGCAUGGACUCACAGGCGGCUUGCAUUCCAAGUGACAGAUCCACCUACCAUCACUACAUCAUCUAUAGGUCUGUCAGCUUUCAAUCCCUCUGGUUGAUGGAACACUUCGAGCGAUUCCGACACACUGUCACCAUCCAAUUAUACGGAUGCAGAUACGCAUGCUGGCGUACAACUGUUACGAUUACCUUGCCAGCCUUCCGUGAAUUUCAUCAUAUGCUCCAUAUCAGACUUCUGCAAUACGUCGACAUCACUCCUUCUACUAUUGGUGCCGUCCAUGGCACGGAUUUCACCAUCCUCUACGUCUACUUGUAUGAAAUGGUCAACGCCGGCAUGAUCACUGUCAACAGCAUCCUCAAGCAAAUGGAAGAUAAGGCUUACAUGUUUGACCAGUUCAACGACAUGCACCAAGACCUCCAGGGAUAUCUCAUGCACCGCUACAAGCUUCCUUUUGAUUUUCUCAGAAUGGCUGAAGACCAAGGUGCCGCACUGAGAUUAAAUGGAUUUGACCUUGAUACUCCUGCUGGACAGUGGCAGCAAAUGUUCGAAAAUCUAUAUCGACACCUUCAAUUCAAGACAGUCGAUGAGCGUUGGUAUAAGAUUGGUAGUCUCGUCAGUUGCGAGAAAUGCGGACGCGCCUUACCAGGCAAGGCACUGGUUAAGAAAGACACCAACAAGAAAUUCAAGUCCAGUCGAAUCUCUGAGCUCUGUUUUGAUUCGAUAAGAGUGUCUUGA